UCGUCAAGAAUAGAGAAGCCGACAGACAACAAAUCAUGGUACAAACGAAGAAGUUUCGUGGUGUCAGACAACGCCAUUGGGGCUCUUGGGUGUCAGAGAUUCGCCACCCGCUUCUGAAGCGGAGGGUGUGGCUGGGGACGUUCGAGACGGCGGAGGAGGCGGCGAGGGCCUACGACGAGGCCGCGAUUCUGAUGAGCGGCCGCAACGCGAAGACCAAUUUUCCAGUUCCGGCCGCUGAUGAAGACGGCGCAGUGGGAAACGAAAUUUCCUCUGCGCCGAGUAGUUUUCCGAACAGCUCGCGCUCGGCUUCGCUGUCGUCGAUCCUGAGCGCGAAGCUUCGGAAAUGCUGCAAAUCGCCGUCGCCGUCGCUGACGUGUCUGAGGCUCGACACGGAGAAUUCUCACAUUGGGGUUUGGCAGAAGCGGGCCGGGUCGAACUCGAGCUGGGUCAUGACGGUGGAGCUCGGGAAGAAGAACAAGAAGACCGCCGCCGAUUUGCAAGAUCCGGCGGUGGAGGAGGGGGGUAAGGCGGAGGCGGCGGAGGGGAGAGAUGAUGGGAUUAAUGAGGAGGAGAGGAUGGCGCUGCAGAUGAUUGAAGAGCUUCUCAACAGGAAUUGAUCAUUCAAAAAUUUCAAACAGUAUGCAUGCAGAUUCAUUGCAAAUUCGUGUGGAUCUUUUAAUUGAUUUUAAUAGUGAUUUUGUGAUUUUUCAGUAUAAAUUAAUAUUUUUCAACAAUAUAAUUUGUGUGGGGAAUUUGGUAUUGGUAAUUGAUGUCCAAUUUGAGUACAGUGUUUCAUUUGAUUUGUGAAGGUGGGAUAUAAAUGCUAGCUAGCUAGCUAUAGGUAUUGAAGUGGAGUAUUUCAUGAGUGAUAUACUAGUGUUACUAGCUAGUUAUAAAUAUUCAAUUAACGUCUUGUCUUGUCUAUAUGAAAUUGUGUUUCUGAUUUGUACACAUUUGAUUUUAAUAAUAUUAUUAUU
Molecule: messenger RNA, 977 nt
Organism: Salvia splendens (bonfire salvia)
Lineage: Eukaryota; Viridiplantae; Streptophyta; Magnoliopsida; Lamiales; Lamiaceae
Product: ethylene-responsive transcription factor WIN1
Exons: 2
Coding region: 36-617 (193 amino acids)
Biological process (GO): regulation of DNA-templated transcription
Molecular function (GO): DNA binding; DNA-binding transcription factor activity
Source: RefSeq, a predicted model, not a curated record